UCUAGGGUUAUAGGAGGUUGAGGUUGAGGUUGAGGAAGUGACAGAGAGCAAAUUUGGUCAAGUCAUUUUUCUCAUCUAUAAAAUCUAGGGUUUCUUAGAUUUUCAUUUCCAAGAGAAAUUUCAAAAAAUUCCCAGUAAAAUCUUGUUUUUUCUCUUUACAUCAACUUGAGCUUUCCCAUACCGAGAAAGAUCUUUUUCAGGCUUCUUUUUGAGUAAUAUGUUUGUCCUAAUUUGAUUAGAUUUUUAAGUUACUCCCUUUCUAUUUUUAGAAACCUUUUUCUCAUCUGGGUCUUUUGGUUCUUUGGUUGUUGACCAUCGAAAUCUGUUUGAGUUCAGACAGUUUACUCUUUUCUGGGUUUGUCUUCUAGGAUUCAUUGUUUCCUUUUGGUUGUAGGAGAACCAACUGCUACUGUGAGAUUAAUAUGGUGAGAGGGAAAACUCAGAUGAAGAGAAUAGAAAAUGCAUCAAGCAGGCAAGUAACGUUUUCAAAGAGAAGAAAUGGAUUGCUCAAAAAGGCCUUUGAGCUAUCAGUUCUCUGCGAUGCUGAAGUUGCACUCAUCAUCUUCUCUCCCAGAGGGAAGCUAUAUGAGUUUUCUAGUGCUUGUAUGAACAAAAUUAUAGACCGGUAUCAGAAGAAAGAGAAGGAUCUUGGAAUCGGCAGCAAAGGGGUAGAGCAAAAUAUGCAGAACGUAAAGGAGGAUGCUCACAGCAUGGCAAAGAAGAUCGAAUUUCUUGAAGAUUCUAAAAGAAAACUCUUGGGAAAUGGAUUGGAACCAUGUUCUCUUAAUGACCUACAAGUGUUAGAAAACCAGUUGGAGCGAAGCUUAAGCAAAAUUAGGGCUAGAAAGAAUCAAUUAUUUUGGGAGCAGAUUGAGAAGCUAAAGGGAGAGGAGAGACGCCUUGAAGAAGAAAAUGCAAAGCUGAGAGGACAGUGUGGGGUGCGACCGCGACAAUCGUCAACAAGCCUAUCGGAUCAUGAACUGCAAACCCAGAGCAUAGAGGUGGAGACGGAAUUGUUUAUAGGACCGCCGGAGACAAGAAUUAUCCAAAAACCUUAGUGCUAAAUAUUAAUUGGUGAUCAAUAAAGCUUCAAAAAUAACUUUCAGAAAGUUCAGAUCAGAGCUGCCUUUUUCUUGCUUUUUCAUCUUGAGUUGUGAUGAAAAAUGAAUUGUGAAUAUAUUAUAUGUAGUCGUACUUAUGACAAAAAGGGAUUGAGCUACAAUAAUAUUUGUGUGAUUAAUAGUAAGAUUUCAU
This is a messenger RNA of Durio zibethinus, 1254 nucleotides long. Its product is annotated as agamous-like MADS-box protein AGL19. Lineage: Eukaryota; Viridiplantae; Streptophyta; Magnoliopsida; Malvales; Malvaceae. Gene Ontology annotation, molecular function: protein dimerization activity; RNA polymerase II transcription regulatory region sequence-specific DNA binding; DNA-binding transcription factor activity. The record is from RefSeq and is a predicted model, not a curated record. Gene Ontology annotation, cellular component: nucleus. Gene Ontology annotation, biological process: positive regulation of transcription by RNA polymerase II.